AUGGUGCCAGGCCAGCCGGGUGGCUUGUCAUCCAGGGAUCACCCGCACCCUGUCAUUUGUGCGCCGGAGAUUCUGGUGGCCUACAAUGGUGGAGGAUGUUCGGAGGUUCGUUUCUGCCUGCACGGUAUGUGCUCGACGCAAGGCGUCCCAUCAGGCUCCUGCUGGUCUCUGGGCCCGCUUCCGGUCCCGGGUCGUCCUUGGUCACAGAUUUCUUUGGAUUUCAUCACCGGUCUUUCCCCGUCCAUGGGCAACACCGUUAUCCUCACGGUGGUAGACCGUUUUUCCAAGGCUGUGCACAUCGUGGCCCUCCCUAAGCUACCUUCUUCAAGGGAGACCGCUGAGUUGCUCAUGGAACAUGUAUAUCGCCUACAAGGACUCCCAGCCGACAUCGUUAGUGACCGUGGCCCCCAGUUUACCUCCCAAGUUUGGAAGGCUUUCUGUAGGGGCAUUGGCGCCACCAUCAGUCUCUCCUCCGGGUAUCACCCGCAGACAAAUGGACAGGCGGAGCGGGCCAAUCAGAACAUGGAGACAGCCCUCCGAUGCGUUUCUGCUCUUCAUCCGCCAUCCUGGAGUAAGGACCUGCCGUGGGUGGAGUACUCGAUGAAUACCCUUGUCUGUGAUGCCACUGGUAUGUCACCCUUUGAGUGCUCACUGGGAUACCAGCCUCCCCUGUUUCCGGGCCAGGAGGCGGAGGUUGCCGUCCCUCGGUGCAAGCCCACCUACAACGAUGCCGGAGAAUAUGGAGGACGGUCGUGCAGCUCUACUAAGGUCAAACACCACGUGCUUGCCGAGGGCCAACCGUCGGCGCACCAAGGCCCCGCAGUACAGGCUCCCUUCCUCCAUGAAGCGGGUCCACCCAGUAUUCCAUGUCUCCAAGAUAAAACCCAUCUCCUCAUGUCCCUUGACACCUCCACCCCUUGCUCCCCCUCCACCACAGAUGGUCGAUGGGCAUCCUCAGUGGACGGUGCGGCUGACUACUGCGAGUGCGCCGUUGUGGUCGUGGGGAUCAUCCUGAUGCACCUGGAGGGUCGCCAGGGUCUCCCGUCGAGGGGUCCUGUGCAGUUUCGAACCCACCACGGGUUGAACCCGCCACCUCUGCGUUCUGCUGCUGGAGUUCCUGUCGCUAUCCACUGCGCCAUCCACACUCUACCAUCUAAGACACUCAGGCUUUCCGGUCCCGGUGUUCGUGCCUUCCAGUCCCCGAUAUGCGGGUUCCAGUCCCAGUGUUCCGGUCCCGGGUUCCGCCUCCAUCCCGCCCGGCCCAGUUCUCCCAUCCCAUCCCCAGACCCCGUCUCCUCUCAGCUGUUAUGUACAGUGAUGGUUGACAUCUCGGCUCGGGUUUUGACCACGACCGGCCAAGCUGACCAGCCCAUCCUCUCACCCCGCCACUAUCAGCACACCGACCCUGACUCGGGCACCCAGCUGGUCUGUGACAAGUGCCCAGCAGGCACCCACGUGUCCGUCCACUGCACCCGGACGGCCGUGAGGGAGUGCAGCCGCUGCCCCGAAGGCAACUUCACGCGGGGCGAGAACGGGAUGAAGAAAUGCCAUCCCUGUCGGACGCCGUGUCCCACGGGCUUCGUCGAGAGAGCCGCCUGCACGCCCAUCCGGGACCGGCUCUGCACGUGUCCCCCCGGCAGCUUUUCGUCGGGGGGCGGCGGCGCGGAGUGUAAGCCGCACUCGCCGUGCCCGCCGGGCACCAGGGUGAAACGGCGGGGCAGUGAGACGGAGGACGUGCUCUGUAAGCCGUGCAUCAAGGGCACGUUCUCAGAUGCGGAGUCGAGUGUGGCGAAGUGCCCGACCCACCGGGAGUGCCGAGCUCAGGGGCUGGCGCUGCUCACGCCGGGGACGAGAGAGACAGAUAAUAUCUGUGGAGCCCCUUCUGCCGCCCCCUCUUCCUCUUCCUCUUCACCCGCCUCCACAACCACCACACUGGGGCCUGCACAGGCUGUUCUUGCACAGGGACCCGGGACUUCUUCAUCCACUCCAUCAUCAUCCCUGACUGGAUCUGCGCAUAAAGGCACCUACAGCCAGUCAGCAGCCAUUCAACUGAGGGGAAACUCGGGUGGGGAAGACCACCACGCAGAGGCGCUUCUCCUCAGCUGGUCUGGCAAUCCCACCCCGGCAAAUCGCGAUCCGCCGCGGAUUUCACAGCUUCCAACUCUCAAGCAACGCAUAGACCUCGAGCAACCGCGCGGGCAACCCAAUUCUGACACUGUGUCCGACCCCAACAAGAGGGCGGUGGAGGCUGUGGAGGGUAUAGAUGUAGUCAGGGUUGGUGUUAGCAAAGUAGCCGGACAGGGGAGUGGAGGUGGUGGAAGUGGGGUCUCCAGCUACUACAGGCCUACUCGCAGGGGUUCCCCACGGCCGAGCACCCACGAUCACUUUGACAUCAACGAGCACCUGCCCUGGAUGAUAGUGCUGCUGCUCCUGCUGGUGCUGGUGGUGAUCGUGAUCUGCAGCGUGAAGCGGAGCUCUCGCGUCCUGAAAAAGGGCCCCGUGCAGGACCCGAGCAGCAUCAUCGAGAAGGCAAUCCAGAAGAAAGCAACUACGCCUCUAACACAGGUCAAAGAGAAGUGGAUCUACUACUCCAACGGACAGGGUAAGCCUGCUGUGUCUGUGAUCGCAACAGCGGUGAUUUCAUUUGAAAGCUUUGGUGAAUUCGCAGAUUCAAAGUCUCGAGACUUAAUCAGUCAUUCGAAGGUUGUUUUCUCAAUGGAGUGA
Molecule: messenger RNA, 2724 nt
Organism: Pseudoliparis swirei
Lineage: Eukaryota; Metazoa; Chordata; Actinopteri; Perciformes; Liparidae
Gene: tnfrsf21
Product: tumor necrosis factor receptor superfamily, member 21
Exons: 5
Coding region: 1-2724 (907 amino acids)
Biological process (GO): humoral immune response; adaptive immune response; oligodendrocyte apoptotic process
Molecular function (GO): nucleic acid binding; protein binding
Source: RefSeq, a predicted model, not a curated record